Messenger RNA from Linnemannia hyalina, 870 nucleotides. Lineage: Eukaryota; Fungi; Mortierellomycota; Mortierellomycetes; Mortierellales; Mortierellaceae. The record is from the annotation of a GenBank genome assembly.
AUGCGAGAUAACAGACGGAUCGUGUUCUCGUUGUUGGGGAUCUAUCGUAAUGCGAACAGUCCUGAGAUGAAGGUUUCCAUGACCCAGAGUAUCCAGGCUAUAGCCUACAAGACUGUCAUGAAUGGGACGACAAAGUCUAGGACCACCACACGGAUAGGACCUCGCCGCGACUUGAUCCCCUCUAUCCCUAUCCCCAACGGCACCAACAAUACCGACGCUAACGCUGAGAUGCGAGAACCAAGAGCAACAAGCAUGACCGGCAACGACGCCCGUGAGCCAUGGUCGACACACCAAAAACAACAACAUUCGGAGAACGAGGACGAAGGAAAAGGAACCAAUAAGGAGCUGCAGCAGCAGGAAGAAGCUAACAACAACAAUGAUGAUGACGAUGCUGGGGACUAUUUUCCUUCACCACAAUUACCACCAUUAGUGCCAAGAGAGCCCAGUCCUGAACAGGAACAUUUCUUGUUUAUUUCUUAUUCUUUCAACAAUAACAUCACCAACAUCAACCAUGAGCAGGGUGCUGCUCAUGUUCCUGACUGUAAUACCAGUCCAAAUGUCGGAGACGAAAUUUGCGAACGUACAGAUCUAGCUCUCAACCAUCGUCAAACCCAACAACAACAACAACAACGACGACAGCGACAGGAGUGCCUCGAAUUGGACCUCGAAAUGGACGAAUGGAGGACCUGCGAGCAGGAUGAGCAGGGCGAAGGGGAUCAGAGCGAUUUUUCAGACUUUAACGAUUUCUCCGAGGAGGAGCAGAACCAGCUAUUUGAGGAGAAUGGGGGUGGGCUAGUUGACGAGGAUGAGGAUUUGGAAAUGUGGGGGGAGGGGGGAGGGGGAGGACGAGAGAGGCAUGGAGGGAUUUAA